GACAAAGGAGCAGACGGCAGUUUAAAUGCUAUAGAGACGUCAGUGUGUCUAAACAACACCUUUCUGUCUGUGCUGCUGUGUGUGAAUGAACGUGCUGAGGUCUGUGGUGCUGAACGGACAGCUCCUCCGCUCCUCCGCUCCUCCGCGCCCUGACGUCCGCAGAUAUGUUCACCAGGAUGUUAAAACUGAGACUCCUCAACGCUGUAGCACCUGCGUACUUCUUCACAGCUACAGCAAUCACCUUCAUUUUGCACUUCUGCUUCUUCGUCCCAACGAUAUUCCCAAACCCCGAGACAUCACCCUGGGGCUCCACAACUCUCCACACAGUUGUUUUCCUCUUCCUGAUGUUCAACGCGCUGGGGAACUACAUAAUGACUAUCAAAUAUCCCGCUGAAAGUGCCAACGAGACCGGGGUUCCCGUGUGCUCGCCGCACUGCUCGGACAAGGUGGACGCCCACUACCUCCUGAACGGACGCCACUUCUGCAAACUGUGUAAGAAAGUCAUUCUCAAGAGGGAUCACCACUGCUUUUUCACCGGGAACUGCAUUGGCAACAAAAACAUGCGCUACUUCAUCAUGUUCUGCAUCUACACGUCGUGCACAUGUUUGUACUCUCUGGUUCUCGGGGUGGCCUUCCUGACAGUGGAGUACUCCAUCUCCUUUGAGAACCCGUUGACCUUCCUGACUCUCCUCCUCCUCGCCACAGGCUACUUCUUCAUGGGAACCAUCUCAGGCAUGCAGCUGUUCGUGGUGCUGAUGCUGUACGUGUGGCUGGGCAUCGGCCUGGUCUGUGCAGGGUUCUGCUGCCAGCAGGUCCUGCUGGUGGCCCGGGGUCAGACCUGGUGUCAGAUGCAGAGAGGGCAGCUCGUGGAGAACCGCAGCCCCUGGAGAUCCAACCUAAAGGACGUUUUCGGUACCCACUGGAUCCUCGGCCUUAUCCUGCCUGUGCAGACAGUGGAGAUGUGCGCUGACGAAACAGACGCACAUAAACAAGACUGAGGGAUAACCACAUAUCAGAUCAACAGCUCACGAUAGGUCAUGCAAGCAGCACAAGUUGUAGGAUAAAAGCUUUUUCUUUGGAGCCAUGUGGUUAAGGUCAUUUUAAAUUCUACAUGGAUGCUUUAUGACUUUUUGAGUAGACAUUGAAAUAGUUAGCUUUUAGUAAACAUUCCUUUAAGGACAGGAGCCAUAUAAGCAACGUGAAACUGCAUAGGUGUAAACUUUACGUAGCUUUUUACAAGGCAAUAUUAAGAAACAUAAAUUGUUUUUGACCUAGAUCACUUUACAUGCACUACUACAUGCUUACAUAAGAUUAUAAAGAUGCUUUUGCACAGGUGCAUGAAUUCACUGCUUUGUAAAUUUGUAUUAUGCCUCUGAUCUGCCAAACAACAGCGCUUUGAGAUGAUCAAAGUGUGUUGCUCUUCCACAUUUCCUUGUAGGAUGCUACAAAGUGACUUUCAGGAAACACAUGGCUUUUACAAGAAUAAUUCACUUGACGUUAAGGGCUAGCAGACAGAGAAAAUGACAGUGGACAAAAUAAACUGCGAGGCCACUGCUCAGACAACUAACUGUUGUAUGUUGUUGAGCCUCAUGUUUUCUACUGAAAAGAAUGUGACUCGGUUUGAUGAGGGUACAGGGAUGUUCCCCUUUAUAUGGCCGGGGGAAAUGUGAAGAUGAUUACCAUAUUAUUAUCCAGGGUAUUAUUCACAAUGUGCCAUAAAAUCCCGUCUUACAUGCUUACCGAUGACCCCAAAGAUGAGUUAUUCACUGAACUGCUAUUGAUAGAGCCCUUGGUAGAGCAAUAGGUAAGGACUUGUCUGUUAUACUGCAGCUACAGCUAUGGGCAUAUUCAACAUUGUGUCAAGAGAUGUUUUGGAUUUCAAGAUGUAUACUUUCUAGAGCUAUUUUGUCUAUUCCUGUUAUACCAAUAAAAGUACUCAAAACACAACAA
This is a messenger RNA of Hippoglossus stenolepis (Pacific halibut), 1950 nucleotides long. RefSeq names its product zinc finger DHHC-type palmitoyltransferase 22 (gene zdhhc22). Gene Ontology annotation, molecular function: palmitoyltransferase activity. Gene Ontology annotation, biological process: protein palmitoylation. The transcript has 3 exons. Bases 165 to 998 code for a protein of 277 amino acids. Gene Ontology annotation, cellular component: Golgi apparatus. The record is from RefSeq and is a predicted model, not a curated record. Lineage: Eukaryota; Metazoa; Chordata; Actinopteri; Pleuronectiformes; Pleuronectidae.